This is a messenger RNA of Theileria parva strain Muguga, 4060 nucleotides long. Its product is annotated as putative integral membrane protein. The record is from RefSeq and is a predicted model, not a curated record. The coding region runs from base 53 to 4060 and encodes 1335 amino acids. NCBI's taxonomy places the organism in Eukaryota, Apicomplexa, Aconoidasida, Piroplasmida, Theileriidae. The transcript is spliced from 10 exons.
CUUUAAUUCGGAUGUAUUUUAAUGUGUAUGUAUGUGUAUUGUUAUUAUUUAAAUGGAAUAUUUGAGUGAACCCACACUUAAGCAAAUAUUAGGGGAUGAUUUGUACAGUUAUUUCAAUGAGUCUGACAAAAAUGCAGAAAAACCUUAUUCCACCGAAGAAAACACCAAAAAUAAAGAAUCGGAUAACGAAAAUUCAGCUCUAAAAAUUGGUUUAACAACUAAACAAGCAACUGAUCACAUUAUAAGCAAAUUAACAAACAUCUUGUCUGAUUACAAUGAUAAGAUCAAAUUAAAGGAUUUAUUCCUGGAAUUGGUCCAGGUUGAUAUAAUAUUAAACUUGGCAGCUCUGUUAGCCAACAUCGGAUGCCUUGUUUACAACAUAGUAAUCGUAAACGUUUACUGGGAGUUCUUGCUAGAGUUUCUAUUGCUAUUCUUUUGGUUGAUAGCAAAUGUGUAUGUUAAAUUACUGUUCAAGGUGUGUAAGGUUUACAGAAAGCGUAACCGCUUGGUGGAAAUUUUACAUUUUUUAAAAUUUGAAUUUACAUAUCCAAAACCAGAGUCUGAAGUUAAAAAGUAUAAUAUCGACCCCUCUUCCUCUGAUUUUAUCUCAGUUUACAGAGAUUACGACUGGGUGAGGCUGCCAAGGAACGUCCUGGUGCAAGGGGACGUUUACAAGCUUAGAAUCAACGAGAUUUUCCCCUGUGACUCUUUGCUUGUUUUGAACGUUACCAAUAAUGACUUGGUUACGCAUAGUGAGAUCUACAGAGAGGGAGAUCCCUGCAAUUUUGUAGGAAACCCGGUUGAAAACGAACAUUUUUUAGACGGAACAUUUGUAGCACUAAAUGACUCAUUUUUGAAAUACAUCAACCAUUAUUUGUUUAAUGAUCAGGCUAACUAUCAGCCGAAUCCGCAACUGCCAAGAAGAGACAGUUCAUGGUUCAGGAACACCCAGGAGGAGACCAAGAUCAUAUGGAACUAUAAUGACAAUUACAUUUUUCUAAACAACAGUAACAAGAUCGUCAUAGUGAUAAUCAUAAUGGUGACUUUGAUUCUGAUUCUCAUGUGGGCGAUACUGUAUAGAGUGGAGAGUAAAUUCAAUUCCAUAAUAACCAUGUACCGACUGCUGAUAAUGCUACAGUUCGUUGGUAUCGACCCGUUCAGCAAGUUGGCAGAGUUAUGGGGAAACGUUAAAAUAAUGGCAAUAUUUGACCAGUAUCAAGAGACAAUGCUUAAGGAUUUGGACCCAGUCAGGUCUGUAAGUUCAUCGGAUUCGUUCCUUAGCUCCUCAACCUUCGGCUCAGUGUCCUCAGAUAUGCUGUUGAAUGAAGUCAAAAUUUCAUUUCUGCACGUCAAUAAGGUGCUAAUGCUGGGUCUGUUUGAAGAAAAUAGUCUCAUAAAAAGACUUUCCACAAUCACUUUGCUCUCAUUUAUCGACGACGUGGGGAUUCUGUUGAACAGUUAUCAAACACUGCAGGAAAUUUCAGUUAUAUCCAAAAAUAGUAAUAACAACACCGCCGCUCGUUUAAGCCAGCAUCAUGAAACCACUCACCAAGAAGAAGGCACUUUUACACGCCUACCAAGCACCGAUGAAAGAGAUUCUGCACUUAACAUGACAAACAUCCUGGGGAACGUAUUUGACCAGGACGUGGUUGAAGAAACCGACGAACUCCUGAUCUUGGAUAUAUACAACGAUAUAGACUUGUAUGGGAAGGAUAACAGCGCUUUCAUAAACGAAAAUGAACUGAAUAAUAAGAACUUGCUCAAGCCGCUCAUAUUCUCAAUAGCGCUCACCUCGAUACUUAACAUUAACAUGUAUCGCUCAAGCCUGUUCAAUAGUUACAUGUCAAUGCUCAUCAACAAUGAGCUUUCCAGUUAUACAAACUGCUUGUGUAACCUUAACAGUGUGUUCAAUAUAAGAAAAUUUUAUCUAAAACCAUUUAAACUACUGAAGUUCAUAAUCAUAAACACCUCCGGGAUAACCUACGGUACUGAUAUGACGAGUCGAGCACUAGAUAGUAAUGACGACUCGAUUGUUAUUUACUUUUACAGAGACAGUAAUAAAAGAGUGAUACAAAUGUUAAUAAAGUGUAGAAUUAGUAUACUUAACGAUUGUAAGCUUAACUUCUAUAACGGCAAUGAGAUUAAGCCACUAAACAGAGUGCUGAGGAGGAAGAUAUCCGACCUCAAUGUGCAGUGGCUGUCGAAUGGAAUUGGGUCGUUUCUGUACCUUUAUAAGCCAAUUUCAAUCGACGACUACAACAUUCUCCAGAUCCUUUUACCCUUCUCUACCAUUUAUAAUAAUUACACUAACCCUCCGGCUACGAAUGUUGGCUCUUCCGGUUACACCACAGCACCAAAUACAGCUACUACUCAUUCUGGAACAGAGACUGGAGUUGGAAGUAGAAGAAAGAACAGUAAGCUGAUGUUCCUAUAUAAGCAUAAUAAUCUGUACUACAAGUAUAAGGGUAUUAACAUUUACAAACUGACAAACAAGUUUAAAAACACAGCUGCAUCUGAAACUACAUCUCACAAGAAGGACGUGAUCCUGGGCAGCUUCAUAGGGGAAAUGCUUAAAUCCUACAUCAAAAAUUCAAUCCUGCUAGGCAUUGUAGGAAUAAAGUAUGAGGCGAAUAAGGAAAUAAACACAAAGAUAAAUGAGUUACACGAGUCUGGAAUAAGAUUCGUGUACUUCUCUAAGCAUAACGAAAAACAUACCAGAAUUAUUGGAAGUCUAUUGGGACUUGAGAUUUCGUGGAACUCCAUGAUUUCCCUCUCCACAUCCGAAACGUCUUCCUACAUUAAUCAAGAAGGACACAUUGUGUUACCAAACGGGAUAGAUAAUAUUAGACAACAUAUAAAAUACAUUGAUGACAUACCUCUUCAAGUGUCUCUGUUUUGUAACUGUAAUUAUGAGAAUGUCAUUGAGAUGUUCAACAUACUGAACGAUAAUAAGGAGAAUAUAAUGUGCAUAGGCUCAGGACUUAACAGUAAUAACUUUUAUUUGUUCUCAAAUUCAUACUUGGCUUUCUCAAUCUCACUCAACUAUCACCCGCUGUGCAAAUUCUGUAAAUGUAAGAGGUGGCAAGGAGUAAGUAGGCAGCAUGUGAUUGAAGAAAGCAGAUCAGAGAUUGUAUUAUCUUCUCUGAUUACAUCGUUACCGUGUUCACUCAAGUACAAUAAACUGUUCAAUAUCAAUGAAGGAGACUCGCUGUUUGAAUUAUUGUUUGAACUAUUUAAAGAAAGUAGAAACACCUCGACAAACAUACAGGAGGCAGUGUCGUUUAUGCUUUUGUCAUAUUACACCAUAAUCACAAUGUAUUUCAUACAAUCCCUCCUGUCUCUACCAUCAGUUUUCAAUAACAUUGACAUAAUUUUGAUCAUGUACUUUUACAUACCGCUAAUUUCAGUCACACUCCUCAAUAACCCAAUCAUGGACAAGAUCAUGGAGCAGCUGCCGAACAAGAUCGAAAACAACAAUAUAUACUACAAAUACUACUUCAGAAUAUAUAGCAGGAUUGUCGUGUUCGCCCUAUUCACAAUGGCAACGCAUUACAUAAAUAUAUUUUACGUUAAUAAGCAUUUGAACUCAACGCUCAUGAUUAAUAACCCGCUUUGCAACAAUUUCUUUCACUACCCCAAAGUAUUUUGUAUGAAUCUGCUAAAUAAGCACUUCAACUACGCCCAGUACAUCUGGCUGAUACAGAACUUUACAUCGAUAGUUUUUGUCGUAUUUCUCAUUGUAUCCUCAAUCUUCUGGAUACAGAAGUACACUUUCCUGGGGAUCUCUUGCUUUUUAAACUACCGUUGGUUGUUGGCUUCCCUCUUGAUAUCCUGUGUUCAUGUGGGAAUCGUGGCCCUUAAACUCUACUUCGAUCCCAUCGAAGACUUUAAGGUCGUUAGGAUUUUAAUUGUGAACUCGAGUCUUUCACUUUUGUUCAUUGUUCCGAUUCUACUGAUUGACCAGGCUAUUAAACUUUUCAUCAUAAAGGACAAAAACACCCAGCAGAAGUUCCUGCAGCUUCUGUUCUCCACUAAGCUGGGCACUUGGUCCCCAAAAUAA